AUAUAUAUAUAUAUAUACGGAGUCGUAUCUCUCCGUCUCCGUCUUUCGCACGCAAUCGGCACGGCCUCGUACAGGCUUCGGCAGCGCAGCAUAUACGCAACGCACGCACGGCAGCAGUAGUUUUUGCCGAACGCUCGUACUGCGCGGACGACGGCUCGUUGUGUAUGGACACACAUACACACACACACGAUAAUAUAUAAAAAAUACAUAUUAUAUACGAGUGCUGCUCUGCACACAGAGACACAAGAGGCAGGCCCCGAUGUGAGAUAUUCAGUGCGAUAGAUCACGAGAGAUUGUCCGUGUGCGUGGUGCAUCGUGGUGCGUUCUCUCUCGACGCGACUACGUGUUUUUGUGUCGUGGUCUGUUUACGUAUAGGUGGUUGUGAUGUCGUACGUGCCCAAUAACGAGUGAGAGAGCGAGGGUGUUGUGUUGUGUGCUGCAGCAGCGCGCGACUCUCGCGAGUCUACAUGCACAUUGCACUCACUAACGCACACGUACACACACCGCCUCUCGACGUCGCUUGUGUUUAUUGUGUUUCGUCAACUCCAGUGCUGCACACAGAGAGUUUAUAAUAUAUAAUAUAAAAUACAUAGCGCAAUGUCAGCGUGUCUUUGUGCCCUGGGAAAAAGCGUGCGACUACUCGCUGCUGCUGCACCGGGACGUAGCCACAAUACGCCGAGGCUGCUUCCAGAGUAUAGAGACCAGUGAUGCGAGUCUUGCUCCGAUACAAACAAGCUCCUCUCCGGAAUACAUUCCAAUAAGUAAUUCAUAUACAUCGUACGUACACGCGGAGUGUUUUGCCGUACUGCGAUACUCGCAUAGACAGAUAUAUAUCACACACGCAUCGAUAUAGCAGCGACGUACGCGCCCUUACAAGCAGAUAAAAAUGUCUACGAGAUCGCAGCUCACGAAGGAUCUCAACGAAUCUGUUAAAACACUUUUGGGAAAGCAUGUAAAAAUCUUACUGAAAAAUGUUGUGAAGUUGGAAACCAAACCUGAUAAACUUGAAAAUCGAGUUCUGGUAUUUUCACCAUGCCGCCUCUUUUUACUAACUGCAAAGGUACCUACAAGGAUCGACUGUCAUUUCCAUUAUUUGGAAAUAAUAUCAGUCGAAUCCAAAAGAGCCAAUCAAUUAGUGUUAACAGUUGGAGAAAGAGUGUACAACUUUGUAACAAUGGGUAUGGGCAGUGUGGAUACUUCAGAAGUAGAUGCUAUGAUAGAAGCACUUCAUACAGCAAUCAGAAACAUAUUUCCAACGGUACCUUUAAAUUAUGUGAUCAGAAAAAUUGAUGUGAUACCAGCCAGCAGAUUACAAAGCAUAAGAGGUAGUGAUCUAGCUAGAAGUACAGAAGCUACUCGUCAUACUGGUCCUUGUGGUGGCUUUUCUGCUCAGUAUGCAUGUAUGUGUGAUUUACAUAAUGUACCUUACAGAGAAGAAGUUGCUUGGGAUGUGGACACAAUAUAUUUAUCUCAUGAUACAAGAGAACUAGAUCUGAGAGAUUUUGAUCAUCUUGAUCAAAAAGAUUUAGUUCCAAUAAUAUCAGCUUUAGAGUACAAUACCUGGUUUACUAAAGUAAGAAUUUCUGGCCUGAAAUUAAGUCAUGAACCAUUGGAUAGAUUGUUACACAUAUUAAAGAGGUCACUCUCAAUUCAAGAAAUUUAUUUUGAUAAUAUUGGAGCCAAAUGGGAUUUUGCUCAUAAGUUAUCACUUGCUUUGAUUGCCAAUACAAAUGCUGUUCUUCAUACAAUUGACUUGUCUAAUAACACUAUUGAAGACAAAGGAGCUGCAAGUUUAUGUGGGGCAAUAGCUAAAUUAUCUCAAGUAGGUACAAUUUCUAAUUCAUCCUCAUUUACCCGGUUGCAUCAAUUUUUUGCACCUUUAGGAGCCGCACAUACAACUGGACCACUAGGUAAAAUGCCUAAAGGUUUACAGAAAUUAAACUUGGCUCGGUGUGGUUUGACAGGCAAAGGAGUUGGUCAAAUUGCUCAUGCUCUAAGUCUAAAUCGAAGUAUGCCUACAAGUUUACAGUACCUAAAUCUUGCUGAUAAUACUUUGAAAGACGAUGUAAAUAAUCUGUGCAGCUUUUUGGCUCAGCCAAACGGGAUAACGCACUUAGAUCUUAGUGGCACGGAUACUACUUUAGAAUGCCUUUUUGGAGCGUUACUGCGUGGUUGUGCAACAAAUCUAGUCCACUUAAACGUAGCCCGUAACUCGUUCACGAGCAAGAAAACCAAAGAAAUACCGCCAAGUUUUAAGCAAUUUUUCACAGCAACAUUGUCACUCAAAUAUUUGAACAUUUCAUUUUGUAAAUUACCAUUAGAAGCAUUGAAACAUCUGUUGUUGGGUUUGGCAUGCAACGAAAGUACUGUUGGUUUAGAACUUGACAUGAGUGGUAAUAAUCUUGGAUCAACGGGUGCUCACGUUCUUGAGUCUUGUAUACACGGAGUCAGGUGCAUUUCUUCUCUUGAUAUAUCAGACAGCAAUAUGGAUGUAGAUUUGGCACAAGUAAUCACUGCUAUAAGUAAAAAUAAAUCCAUAAAAAAUCUUUAUAUGGGUCGAAAUACUCUCGGCAUGAAGAGUAAACACAUAGCUGUUGUAAUGGACUCACUUGUACAAAUGCUCCAAGAAGAAGAUUGCGUUCUCCAAGCGUUACAUUUGCCAGAUUCGCGACUGAAGGGUGAUUUAUACAAUCUGAUAAAUGCCCUCGGUAGCAAUACGUGUUUGCGCAGCCUCGAUAUUAGUGGCAAUCAAAUCGGCGAUCCUGGAGCUAGAUUAUUAGCUAAAGCUUUACAAAUCAAUAAUCAUCUCAAAACCAUCAUUUAUGAUAAGAACAAUAUAACUUUACAAGGCUAUGCUGAUAUUGCUCACGCUUUAGAAAGGAAUUAUAGUGUCAGAUAUAUGCCAACACCAAUAUACGAUUUACAACCGUGUAUGAAAGCUUCUGCCGAAAAAACUGAACAGCUCACAAAAAAGAUCCAAGAUCUUCUCCAACGUAACGUAGCACCCCAGCGUAACAGCCAUGGUCAAGCGUUCCGCCUACAGCAGGGCUUCCUUCUAAGCUCUACACAACAUAUGGUCGAUCGUCUUGUCGUUCAAACUCAAGACACUAUAAAAGCCCUAGCUGCUGAAAGUUGCAAUGCCAACGAUGAUAUCAAUUAUGCGACUGGGCUUAUUCAAGAUGCUGAUAAUUCAAAACAAUUGCUCCCUAGACUACAUGAAGUGCUCCAGAGACGCGAUGAAAAUAAUCCUAUCGAAGCUAAAUUGACCGAGGCUGCGAAUCAAGUUCAUAAAAUUGCUUCAACUUAUUUGCAGGAUUCUUUGGAUUCUAUGCUUAAAUGUGCUAACGAGCAAUGCCCAACGAUUCUUGAGCAGACAGUUCGUAAUAGAGAUGGCGAUUACGAUGAAAAUGAAUCCGUCAAAUUGGAAACACAUCUCCGAAGUUCUUGCAAAGAUAAAAAUUCAUUGACUCUAGAAUUUAUACAAAACACCAUUACCGAGCAAGCUGGUGCAGAUAUUAUAAACAAAGUCAACGAACUUAAUCUAUCAGUAGCGGCUCACAUCUCCGACAGAAUUACCGAUCAAGUUAUCGAAUCAUUGUCUGGCAGUUACAAAUCUCUGAUCGGAGAAUGCGGCACCGAAAUACGCACGCGAAGCAGCACGCCAGACGUGUUACGGCCGAGCGCCGGCUCGACUUCGAAUCAAGGCGGAGGCGGGGGCAGUGUACUCGGCGUCGGCAUGUCCGUCAGUAUAUCGGCUGGCACGCCCAGCAGAAAUUGCGGCAGUAUCGUUGCUGAUGACGACGAAGACGACGACGACGAGGAUAGCAGCGAGGAAGAAGAGGAAGACGACGACGAGGAGCAAUGUCAGGCGAACGAUCGAAAUAAAGAGAGCAAUGGAAGGGUGGUUAUUGGAAAGGCUAUGGGUAGACUUUCCAAUGAUGAUGAUUCGCCGAUGCUGGAUUACCUGAAUCUCGCCACGCCGCACUUGUCAAAUAAGCGCAAGAGCUUGCACGGAAGAAAAUUACGGCCGAAAUCCGUAGUGGACUCCGUGGAGGGUUUGUCGGCCGAUGACAUUCCGGAUCUGCUGCCGUCGUCUGCCUCGUCCAAGGGCCAGCCGACGGAGGGCAACUCGGAGAACGAGAUCUCGCUGACGGAAUCGAUGGACUCGGUGACGGAGCUGCCCGCUGGCACGCAUCAGCUUCAACAUCUCGUGAAAUCGCGUCCACGCAGGACGAAGACGCGCGCGCCUACGCGGCCGAUGUUGAAGUCCGAUCAGAGUCAGGAGAGUGGCAUUGCUCUGGGAGAGGGCUUGGAUACGUUUUUCCGACCUACGACACCCAAGACUCCAGAUGUUGGCUCACCUACCAGCGAUGAAAGCUUGGUAAAUACGCUGCAAUCGAAUCAAGAUUGCGGAGGUAGUCCGAGCCUUUCUAUAAGCAGUCAACGAAGCGAUAAGAAACCACCGGUAGCCAAAUCCGCGCCCGGUAGUAAAGGUGAACAAUCGCCGCGUUCACAGUCGACCGAUGAUGUGGCAAAAUUUUCACCGGGCGCUGGACGAAGAUCGCGUGGCGAUUCACCACUCACAGUAUCACCACUGACUCGAAGAAACACAGUUGAUACUUCGAAAAGUAGUAAUGAGAAAGUUGCCGUCGAUGGAGCCGACCAACAGUCAAUUGGACCAAAAUCGUUGACACCUAAUAGUGAAUCGGUUAAGGAGCAGCAAAACAAUGAAAAAAAUGAGAGCAGUACAAAAGGUACUGUGAUGUCUUCCGUGCGAAAAUUCACAGCCGCAAGUAGCCCAACCAACGGUAGCGUUGCUAAAGGCUACAGCUUCGAUUCAGCCAAAUCACCAGUACUCCGAUCACUCACUAACAAAAAUAAUCAAGCAUCUGGCGACAGGCGAUCACCACCUAGCACUGCCCCUAAACCUAGACCAUGGAGCAUGGCUACCGACAGAAAGUCUGGCGAAUUUAAUCAAUUACUCAGCGAUGGUUCGUCACCCAAUACAUCAGCAGGCAACACACCGGACUCCGGUGACGCGCUGGACGAGUCGACCGACAGCGGAGUCUGUGGUCCUGCCUCAUUACCACCAUCAUUGACGACCAGCUGUAUCGUCACUGGCAGUCUAAAUUCUGGUGGAGCAGAGAAGCGCUCGGUGCGCGAAUUAGCUGCCAGUUUGACGAAGAGCAAUAGCCAAGGCAAAGCUGACAAGAAGGAAAACGAGUAUUCCGCAGCAUGGAGGUCAGUUUUGCGUCAUUAUGUUGAACCCCCGACACCUAUACAGCCGUCCUCUCUUAAGGCACCGGAAGCACAGAGAGAGACUGAGCCUAAUCGCCGCCUGGCUUUCAAACUACGACGCACUUCAUUUCUUCGCGAUUCGAAUUUUCAUUACGAUAACGACGCGGUAGAUGUGUAGAGUGAAAGAAAGAAAAUUGUGAUUUUUUGUUGUUUUGACAAUCCAGCAGCAUUGAAUAAUUAAGUGGUAAUGAAUGAACAAAAAUUUGGCAACAUUUUUUCUUUCUUUUUCUUGUGAUCAAUGUCUGUCAAUAGCUUAUUUCGAGCUUUAGAAUGAAGAAUUUUUUCACAACGAAAAUGAUAAUAUCAAUUAAUCGAGUAUCUAUAAAAUACGAAUUAUACCUCGAUAACAACAUAUAUACAUAUACAGUCAAGAGACAUUCCAAAAUAAAUUUUUAUACUUGCCCGAUUCUUGUACCAUGUUAUAUUCAAUAAAAAAUAAACGUGUAGAGAUCAAGAACUCUAUGUGUAUGUGUAUGUGUAUGUGUGGACGUUGGAUAAAAGCGAAGGUACCGCAUUUUUUGUAAGUGCCUGCUAUUUAGUUAUAUUUUUUGUCUGUCUGAAGAAUGUUUUUAUUUUUUAAUGAAUUUUUUGUGUUAUAAAUCAUGUAGUUUCAAAGCUUCGUUCGUUGUGUCACUCUGUCAUAUAGGCAAGGGUACUUAAGAAACACCCUGUUAUUAUGCAUUAAAUCAUCCAGCACAAGUCAACUAUUCCAUGCCAUCUUUCAUCGCUCACUCUCGCUUAUCAUUGCAAAUCUAUUUCUCGAUCAAUUAUUCCACUGAAAAAGUGUAUUUAUUUUCUGGAAUUCGAUUUUUUAAUGUCAAAAAUCACAACGACGUUUUCAUAAAACUUUAUGUUACAAUUUGAUAACCAUGUAUAUAAAAAUACAUUCCAAGUUUCUUUUGAGAUAAUUCUUAUUAGAAACUUAUAUUUACUCAAAUUUUUCUUGACUUUGUGUAAUUAGCAAAUGAAUUUAAUUUAGUAUAUUCAACAUGCAAAAUCAUUCAUGACUUUAUAAAUAAGAAAUAUCCGAUAAACUAUAUAACAAUAAUAUAGCGCGCGAGUAAUGCAGAGGUGAUAAGUAGUACUGAAUGAUUUCACCAAAACUUAAAUUUGUUAUUUCAUGAUUCCGGAGUUAGUGGUGCCAGUUAGAAUGGUGAUCUUUUUAAUUAUGCAAUUUGUUUUGUUACUAUUUAUGUAAGUGCACGUGUAAGUGCAUGACUACUUAUGCCGAUUUUUGUCCAUUUAAAUUAAUGAUUUGUGCGUGUAUUCACGCACUGUAAAUAAAAAAUGUGUAUAAGCCAAUUAUUUAAGAUUAGAAAUGAAUAAAAUCUAUAUUAUUGUACCUUCUAUUUCUACAAGCGCCUAGUAAUUAUAAAAAGAAUAAAAAAAUCAUAUAUGUUCCAACCGUUGCACAUGAAAUAAGUAUUUAUUAGAAAGCGGCGUUUAUGUGGUCGUAACUGAAAUACCACAGCUGAGUAGCCGAUGUUUUAUUUUGCAGGGAUCAUGAAAAUGAAAUAAACUCCAAAUAAUCUUUAAGUACUAAAAGAUAAUGUUAAAUUUUUUGUGCACAGUUUUCAAUAAGAAUCGAAUUGGCUUAUAAGAAAACAAGAACCAUAUGAUUACUAUUGAAAUGCUUAGAUAAUACGUAAAAACUGAUCGAGUUGAAUAAACUGUAGUUUAAAUCGUUCAUGAAUUUUACUAUCAUAUCUAAUUAUAUUUUUAAAACUUUAACUAAAACAAUUAUGUUUUAUUAUAAAAAUUAAAAUUACAUAUGAAAUCGAAACAAUAUUGAUGCACAAUAUAUUUGACCAAUUUUUUAAAAAGGUAUUGAUGAAUAAUCAGAAAAGUUCAGAAUGGUUAUUUUACAAUCGAAAAAAUUGUUACUCCAGUUAGGUAAAAAUUUUGAAUCUUGAUAAAAAUAUUAAAUAUCAAUAAUAUACAACCCUUUAUAAAAAGGAAAAAUUUUUCGACUACUCGGCCAGUAAAAUCCAAUUGAUCCUUAAAUAUAUAUACAAUUAGUUACAAUUAUACAUUUUAUCAAUCGUAUCUCAGAACAACUGUGAGUGCCAAAUUAAUAAGAGAUGGAACAAAAUAAAUGAGAUUAUAACACGCGACUGACAUUAUAAAUUUAUCCUGGUUGGAUGAAAGGAGCUUUGUAAAAAACGUAUUCAAGCAUAUAUGUAUCACUGAUUUAUUAGAAAAGCUAAAAGUUGGGUAGUUUAAAUGUUUUUAAUUUUAUCGUUGAAGAGCAAGAAUUUUACGAAUUUAGUUGCAUAAGUGAUAUUAGAGCGUACUUUUUAAUUGAAUCAUACGAGUGAAAGUAUUUCUCGAAAACUGUGUUACGCGUUUUGCAAAGAAACAUUGGCUAUUAAUGAAUGCAUACAUAUUUUUUUAUUUUAAAGUCCUAACGCCUAUUUAAUAAUUUUUAUAAGUGCGGAAAGUAUGUGUGCGCGUAUAUGAUUUAGAAUUGAAUUAUAUACAAUCGGACCUUCUGAAAGUUCAUGGAAAGUAGACUUUUAUUGAGAUUAGAAUACGUUUGUGAACCAAAACUGAUAUCAUCAGCAGUUCCGAAAGCAUUUUUCUUUCUUCUAAACUUCUAUCGAAUUUAUAUAUACAUUCCUUUAUAACGACGCGUCGUGCACGUUAUACUUUGUAUCCUUUACCAUGAACCACGCAUUUUGAUAGUUGUCGUCUUGUCAUGGUUUAUAUAUAGUUUUUAUAUUUAUAAAUAUGAAUAUUUGUAAGAUGUUUUAGUUUUAAAUUCAAUCCAUAUCAUUUCUGAAAGCAAAGUAUAAUAUAAUAUUCGUAUAAAAUUAUAUUGUUCACCACGCGCGAAAUAUCCGGUGGGAUUGUAAUGUAUUUAGCUUGGGAACGGAGAUGUAUUUAAGCGUAUAACUUUGAACGAACAAUAAAAAAAUGAGAUCGAUUUGAUAA
Messenger RNA from Trichogramma pretiosum, 8232 nucleotides. RefSeq names its product F-actin-uncapping protein LRRC16A (gene LRR). The record is from RefSeq and is a predicted model, not a curated record. Gene Ontology annotation, biological process: regulation of Arp2/3 complex-mediated actin nucleation; cell migration. Lineage: Eukaryota; Metazoa; Arthropoda; Insecta; Hymenoptera; Trichogrammatidae. Gene Ontology annotation, cellular component: lamellipodium; plasma membrane. The transcript is spliced from 20 exons. Gene Ontology annotation, molecular function: protein binding. Bases 887 to 5416 code for a protein of 1509 amino acids.